Molecule: messenger RNA, 1859 nt
Organism: Gasterosteus aculeatus aculeatus (three-spined stickleback)
Lineage: Eukaryota; Metazoa; Chordata; Actinopteri; Perciformes; Gasterosteidae
Gene: tbc1d7
Product: TBC1 domain family, member 7
Biological process (GO): activation of GTPase activity; negative regulation of TOR signaling
Molecular function (GO): GTPase activator activity
Source: RefSeq, a predicted model, not a curated record
CUCCAUUACCCGGAAGUGUUUCGAUAACAGCAACCUUCAUUUGUAUGGGCUUUCUCCACUCUUCUACGACAGUGAAGUUAUGAAGUUUGCUAACUAGCUGAAAGCGAAUGCAACGUUACGUCAAUCGAGUCUGCGUGAAACACCUGUACAAGGUAAACAUGUUCACUCCGUUUUGCUAGAAAACAAGCGUUGAAUGUACUAAAGGGAAAUGCUGCAUUUCGCCUCACACAGAAAGAUGUGCCCCUGAUUGUGCUUCUAGCAACUAUCAGCUCAUGUCCAGUGCUGGAGGAAGUAAUCAGAUCCGCGUAGACGGUAUCGGUAUCAGUACACACUAAAGGCAUGGCUGAAGAUCCGCAGAGAAAUUUUCGCUCUUCAUAUUAUGAGAAGGUGGGCUUCAGAGGAGUGGAGGAGAAGAAAUCCCUGGAAAUACUGCUCAAGGAAAAUCCUCUGGAUUUAGAGAAGCUGAGCACCUUCAGCCAGAGGUUCCCCCUCCCCUCUAUGUACAGGAUCCAUGUGUGGAAGGUGUUGUUGGGAAUCCUACCUCCCCACAGUGACUCUCACGCUUUGGUGGGAGGCUACAGGAAAGAGCAGUACAAUGACAUCCUGGAAGCUCUGCACGUGAUGAGAUACGUCAACUGUUCCACUCCUUUCACCGACGUCUGCCUGCGCAUGUUCCAGCUGGAGAGCCAGGUGCUUCCACGGUGCUCUGAGACCACAGGCCCGGACGAAGAGAACGAGGACUUCCUCUCCAUCGCUCGAUCCAUGGAGGAGAUCGUAGAUGAUCCUAUUGACUGCUAUUGGCUGAUCAAGUGUUUUGUCCAUCAGUUCCACGCAAAGUUUGGAGACUCAAUACCUCACCUUCCGAAGAGCCUGGAGCAUUAUCUGAGUCAGGAGGAGCCUCGGCUGCUGCGGCAUCUGAAGAACACCGACGCCUUGGCUCAGCUGCCGUACGGCCUGUGGUUCAGACGCUGCUUCGCUGGUUGCCUGCCCGAGUCCAGCCUCUGCAGGGUGUGGGACAAGGUCAUCAGUGGGUCCUGUAAAGUCCUGGUGUUUGUGGCCUUGGAGAUUCUGCUGAGCUACAACAACGUGUUGCUGGGAAUCAGCCGGCCUGAAGGCGUGGCCAAGCUCCUUUGCAACAUACCACAGGAGAACACGGAUGCCAUUGUGACUAAAGCUAUCGACUCGUGGCAUAAGUAUUGUGGCACUCCGAUGCAUGCUGUAUAGCCACAUGGAGCUCCGCACACGACGGAAGUCUUGUCCCCGAGGUGAGAGGCUUUCCCAUGAUGCAUCAGGACCGGCUGUCACAGUGUGGAUGAGUCCCUGCAGGACGGACAAGAAGACUCGUCACGGGCUACUUUCAAUAAGAAGAGAACUACGCUUUCCCCAAAGAAUAUGAUGAACCACACGUGGAAACGACUGAACACUGAAACCGCUGCUUUGCAGAAACGCUGUUGGGACAAAGGCACAGAAGCAUUAACUUGUUAUUAUCUUUAUGAGUUUCUUUCUUCAAGAAACUUGCAUCAUAGAAGUCUCACAAUAACGUAAUACCCACAUGCAGUUUUUCUGCUUUACAAAAAACAUUUUGAAAAGUCUUGCUUACUUUCUUUGCUAUGUACAAGUAUUAGAAUUCUGAGAGCAUUUCUUUCAAAACAUUUUUAAACAUUCAAGAGACAGUAAUAAUACCGACGCUUGUACAUACAAACGCUUAAUCAGAAACACGGUCACAACAGAUCAACCAGCUGUCCCAAUAGUAUGCUCAGAUGUAUGUACCGAACAAGGACUGCAAAGAAUAAAUAAAGUGAAGGGGCAGGAAUUUUCCUCUCAACAGCACCAACAAAAUAAAAAAAAUGGAAACCAAA